Messenger RNA from Cajanus cajan (pigeon pea), 1958 nucleotides. RefSeq names its product Mitochondrial transcription termination factor family protein. Gene Ontology annotation, molecular function: double-stranded DNA binding. Lineage: Eukaryota; Viridiplantae; Streptophyta; Magnoliopsida; Fabales; Fabaceae. Gene Ontology annotation, biological process: regulation of DNA-templated transcription. The record is from RefSeq and is a predicted model, not a curated record.
ACAUUGGAUACAGAGGGUUCUAGAUUUAUAGUGAAUUUUAGGAUAUGGAAGUGGAUGGCAUAGGGUAGGUAUUGAGGAGAUGAUUGAACUUGUAAUGUGAAGAUGUUGGUUAAAAUUCAAACAAAUUGGUUUGUCCCAGCCUUUCCACACAAGAAUAAGGGUUGUUUUGUGUUGAGUAAGUGCGUGUUAUUCAGGCAUCCUCCUCCACUUGAAAUCAGCAACGAUAAAGCAAGAAGAGGAAGAAGAUCAAAUUGGCAUUGGCGUUGUGGAUCGGGGGAGGCACAGACAGUCUCUGAAUGGGAAGUGCAGGAAGCUCGUGCGGCUGUUUCAAGUUAUCUUCGAGAAUUGGGGGUGUCGAAGGAGGAUUCGGUGUCCAUGGCGUCAAAGUCACCUGGUUAUGUGAAGAUGUUGGUGGAAGGUGUGAAGGAUUUGGAGCAGUGGCAGUGGGAUGAACGAAUUAUGGCCUUCAGCUUCAAGGACAAGAUUAUUCACAUGGCCGUUCAAAAAGGCGACAAAGGCAAACUUGCCUACUUAGAGACUCUGGGUUUCUCUCUCUCUUCCUCUAUGAAUGUCGCUACAUAUCUCUCCGCUCACACCCUCCCAUCUCUUAUGCACAAGGUUACGCGCAUGAAGCAACUCUUCUUUUCUGCACACUCCCAGGGUGACUUCCACUUACUUGUAAAAAACAUUCGCCUCAUGAUGCGUCACUUAUCUAUUUCAGCUGAUGAAGACCUGCAACACACUUUGUCCUUUUUCGAAAAGCUUCAAGCUAGGCGUGGUGGUCUAAACAUUUUAGCUUCCGAACAUGCCGCUUUCCGUUGCUUAAUCGAAUCAUUUCCUCGUCUACUUCUGUUAUCAGUAGACAACCACUUCACACACAUACUGGAUUUUCUACAUAAUAUUGGAAUCCCCACAUUUCGCAUCUCCAACAUAAUACUAGCUUUCCCUCUUCUUCUCUUCUGGAAUCUUCAACUCCUUAAAACCAGACUCCUCGCCUUGAACCAGAUCGAUGUGCCUGGUAAAGAUUAUGCGAAGUUGUUGCUAAAAUAUCCUUGGGUUCUAUCUGCAAGUAUUCAACAGAAUUAUACGGAGGUUCUUGCCUUUUUAUAUUCUGUUCAGGUUCAGAAGACUUGGAUAGACCGUGCAAUUGAAAGCCACCCUCAUCUAUUGAGUUGUUCAAUUAGCAAGCUGAAGUUGAUGAUAGAUCAGUUUGCUGAACUAGGAGUUCGAAACAAAAAGUUGAAUCAGGUUAUUGCUAAAAGUCCCCAACUAUUACUACGGGAGCCCAAAGACUUUCUACAGAUUGUUUUGUUGUUUGAAAAUAUGGAUUUUGAUAAACAAACUAUCGGGAGAAUACUUGCCCGCUGCCCUGAAAUUUUUGCUGCCAGCAUUAAUAAAACACUACAGAGGAAGAUCGAGUUCCUUGGCAGGGUUGGUGUUUCUAAAACUUUCCUUGGCGGGGUUAUCAGAAAGUAUCCAGAAUUACUUGUUUCUGACACUGACAAAACUUUACUACAAAGGAUAAUGUACUUGAUGAAGUUAGGGCUUUCAGAGGAAGACAUUGCAUAUAUGGUACGUACAUUUUCUCCUCUUCUUGGGUACAGUAUAGAGGGGGUUCUUAGGCCAAAAAUAGAAUUCCUUGUGAACACAAUGGAGAGGCCAGUAAGAGAUGUGGUGGGCUACCCUAGGUAUUUUAGCCAUUCACUAGAAAAGAAAAUAAAGCCAAGAUAUUGGGUGUUGAAAGGAAGGGAUAUCAAAUGUAGUUUAAAGGAUAUGCUGGCAAAAAAUGAUGAAGAAUUUGCUGCUGAAUUUAUGGGUAUCGGAAGGAUGCUCGUCCGUCCUCCUGUGUCUUUUGACGAUAGCCUGUAAAGAUAAUGAUAGUAUUUUAUUUUUCGGUGUCAUUUCCCUUGUAGAAAUUCAGCUUAUCACAUCAUAUUCUUCUGUGUCUCUUAUAAUCA